GGAACUCAUCCCCGGGCGUUGCCGCGGCAGCGUUCGUAUCAUCGCGCCGGCGCCGGGGAACGGCAGUCAGUUGCAGUCGGCGGCCGGAGCGGUGCUGACGGCUGUUCUCCAUCUGGAGAGGAGCGGGUAAGUGAGGGAUGGGGAAAGCUGCCCCCUCUUCUGCCACAACAUGAGGUGAGCAAGGCUUGCAGACAGGACUCAGCAACCCCUUCCUCAGGCAGCAUCAGCCCUGUUCAGACCAUCCCAUACACACCAUUAGCCGAGCCCUGUACCAGCCUGCUCUCAACCCUGCCACAACACACACCUAACACCCGAACCUUGACAGAGGUGAAAGAGGGGAAGCACGGCAGUCAGUGUCCUGCCUCUACGAAAUGUUGUCAACGUACCCUCAAGAGGUCUGACGUAGAGGGCCAUGCCCCCCGUGGUUAAAUAGGGCAGCCAAACAUGAGCGCCACGCUAGGAUCACACCUCAGAUUACCAGGUUGUGGCUCCAAAGGAUGCAGUUUCGUCUAGGAAAUGUUUGUCUUCCUUCCUCCUCCUGCCUGUCACAUCCUCAAACUCACCCAUGAAACUAUUAGCUAACAGCGUAGACAGCUCCUAACAUUGCAACCCACAGAGGUGUCGCUCAAUCCCCACCCUUCUUCACUGAUCGCACUGAAGGAUUCACUUCCUUCGUUGCCCCACAGUCAACAGAUGCAACUAUUUCAGACAAAUCCAUGAGAAUGAAAGACACCUUUUGUUGUUGUUAGUGAUUUUCUUGGUCACCGUCGCCGAGUCCCAGGAGAGCCUGUUCCAGAGGAGGAUUUCUUUCCUGUCACCUUUCCCCUGCACAAGCAGCUGAGGAUCAGGUAAUGAGACAAUGCACCCUGAGGCGCAGGUGGUUGUGAAGCUGGCAUUGAAGCAAUGGUCUUUUCUGACUUCAGGUUGGGGAUUACUAAUGUUUUCUCCCAAGCGCGUGAGCAGUGCAGAGGAGCCCAAGUCACUCUGGAGGCGAAGCCCUGAAUAGCACAUGAUAGGAAUUGCUUGUGCUAAUUUAACCUUGUCUGUGUAUUUUAUUUUUGAUUCAGACCAUCUCUGCCUGCCCUGGUGACUCCAGGCUGCCAAAUCCUUCCUGCUCCAGGUCCCCCUAUCCAGCCAGGACGGAUGGCAUCUGGCACCCCACCAGCAUAGAGGCAACAACAGUUGUUGGUUAAGGAGAUAUCAUGCUAGAUGUACUUAGGGUGCAGAACAUGGGUACAGGCCUAGUCGGGAAAAAAGGAACUGGGUAAGAAAAGGUAGAGGGAGCGUGCCUUUUGAGAAGAGAGGCCAAGAGCAGACAUGAGGGGCAAUGGACCUGUACAACUUUAUCCAGUUUUGCCACCGAGGGCUGUAAGGGGAAAUCAGGGAGGGGCAGUUAUGCCUGGGAGAGAGCAAGGGAAGGGGGAAGGCGGAGGGAUGCAGGAGAAAGGGAAGUGUUUAAUGUGUUUGUAGGGGAAGGGGCAGUGCACGACAGCAUAUUCCAACAAGUCUCCUAAUACAUGGCAGAGUCCCCUUCCAGGUACAAGACACAUCCACCUAGCUGCAUCUACUGAGGCGCCCAGCAGCUGCAGAGACUCCUGGGAGGCAGGACCCGUUGAGGCCAAGGACCACAGAAGAAGGCGAGGAACCCAGCCAGAGGGACUGCGAGACUCUACCUAGCAGUCCGCCAGCCCUCCAGGGCAAGAUGGAGAGGCUGAGGCGGAUCCUCAGAAAGAGGAUGGCAAGAAUGGCCCCGGGACAGGAGAAGGACAGGAAGAAGCCUGAGGAGGAGGAGCAGGGCGGCCACCACCAGGCAGAGGCUGCAUCAAGGAAGGGCAGGUGGUGGCACUGUCUCGUGGGCUGGAGAAGAAGGGCACCUCCAGCAGCCACGGAAGAGCAGGGAGGGGAGCCAGUCAGGCCCCGAUGGAGGUGGCCCAGGAUACAGCUGGGCAGGCAGGGCCCAGCACCAACAGAGAGCCAGGCACAGCCCUCGCGCAGCUCCAGCCCCAAACACAGCAGCCAGGACCCCAGCGCUGAAGCCCAGCCGAAGGCCACUCCUCACGUGGCUUGGGAGGAGAAGCCAGGCUCCCCAGGGCAGGAGCUGCACAGGCCCUGGUUCAAGCUGGGCUCCAGCUCCUCCAGGGAGGACAGCGACAGCUCCCAGGAGGCUGUGGGCCUCCAGCAACAUGCUGCCACCGCCAGAGAUACAGUCCUGCCCUUCUACAAGGCAGAGGAAGAGCAGAGGGAGGACUUCACCUACCUGGAGGAAGCCGCCCUCUCAGUCAUCCUACGGCACCUCCAGAGCACGGACCAGACUGUGAAUGAGGGGCUCACUUUCCUCCGUGCCGUCCCCACGCUGUGCCUGGCUACAGUGAAGAGGGGCGAGGACACCCUAGAGCCGCCCUGCUGCAAAGCGGCACUUGUGGAGAGGAUUGUGGUGCUGAUUGACAAGCUGUCCGACUGUGAAGAAGAGCCCAGCACCAUCCUUCCUUACAGCAUGGCUGUUGUUUGCAUCCUCAGCAAACUGAAGCCAGCCCUGGAGCCAGCCCUGGAAUCGCGCCUCCUCUACACCGCCCUCCACAAGACCUUCCUGAUGGCCACAGGGCACAACAGCCAGCACAUCCAGGGCAUGCAGCGGAUCAGCGUGGAAUACCUGCAGGCCACGCUGAGGUGUCUGCUGGCAACUGCCCCCAGCCUGGCCAGGCUGCAGUUCAUUGGGCAGCACUUGACCUUGUGGCUCCAGUUGGAAGAUAAGAGGGACAGAGCCACAGCCAUCAAGAUCACCACCAGCCUGCUCUGCUUUGCAGUCUCCCUCCUCCCACAGUUUGAGGACUCGCCCAAGGUGCCCCUGGUGGGUGACCUGGUGGCCCUGCUGGGUCUGUGCAUCAGCGACCCAGUGGAGGAGAUCAGCCGCCAGGCCAAGGAGGGCCUCUCCCACCUCUACAAGAUCUUGAUGCAUCAGAAGGGGCAAGACAUCCAAGAGGCACAGGAGCUGUGGCCCAUCAGCCAGCACCAGCACCACCUACACCGAAUCCUCCUCUACAUCGAUCUGGCCACAAUGGGAGAGGCCUUCAGGAAGAUCCUCUCCGAAGACCAGAGGAGAGCAUUUGCACAGAGGGCACUGCUGGGGAUCCACCAUGUCAUGCUGCACGUGAGCCAGGCCGGGGUGGUUCUGCUCUAUGCCAUCCUGGGGCAAUCUGGUCACCUGACGGGGGCAGAAGUGAGCAGCAUGGUUGGAUUCAGGAAAUGAGUGGCAGGACACACUCUCUCACUUCUAGCCAAGGAGAGGGUGAUUUCUGGGUAGGGAAGCUAAAGACGGUGUGUGUUUGGUGGGGGACAACGCGUCUGGUAGACAUGUCUUUGGGCUGGUUUGGGAUUGUGCUGGCUCCAAUGUCAUUACCUGACUGUCCCUGGUGGCCCUGGAGUCCCUGACUGGUUUCUGUACCCUUGCAGGAGAAGGAAAUUCCCGUCAGGGUACUGAGGAAGCUCCUAAUCCUGAAAUGCUUCCAUCAGCUGCCCAAAGAGCUGCAGAGGCACAGUCAUCUGGAGAGUGCCUCAAGGAUCCCCAUCUCUCCGCAGCAGCGCCAUCCAUCCUGAUGCAAGCAAAGGCUGGGUGUGAGGCCACGGAUGCCAACUGCGAGGCAUGGGACACGGUGUAGGGGAGGUCGGAGCCGUGGAUAUAAGCCCUAGGUAUCAGCGUGUGGCAGGGCACUGCUAGUGCCUGCCACUUUAAGGGCUGGGUCAGGCAUCCAGCAAGUGCCUGAUGGCAGCAGUCAUUUUGACAACUUUGUAUAUAAAGGCUGCAGUCUGCUGCUGCCAGCCGAGGCAGAAACAUUGCCUCGCUGAGCUGCAGCAGGAACAACCAGGCGGUAAGGGAAAGAGCUUAUGGGGAUGGCUAGGAGGCUCUUGGUCCUGGGCACGACCGAAAACUGCACCCUGCCGGGAAUGGGUGGCCUGGUGGGGCUCCUAGUGGCGUGGGAGUCCCCAGGAAAUGCCAGGCCAGUUACCACCCCGGUGAAAGGCGGGUCGGGGCGCCUUAAUAACCCCAGCUCCCACAACCAGGUGGGUAACCCCAUAGUAGGCCUGAGACGGCGGACCCCUGUGAGAGAGCGGACUAGAUGCUCACAAUCCUGACUUGAGGCACCCUCAACUGGUCAGUGCUGGGGCCAGGACCAGAAGGGUCAAAAGGGCCAGGGGCCCACUGUGAGGGACGCCCAGAGCCAAGGGCCUGGGGUUUCUAACUGGCCUUGGAGGGGAGGCCAGGGCCUGUGUGGCCAAAGGUCCCGGGGUGUGGGGCACACCUGAGAGGGGGAAGAGUGCAGGGAGGUAGACAGCCCAGAAUGAGGGCGGAGUAGGCCGCCUGAUCGGAAGGAGCCAGUUGGGGUCCAGACUGGAGGAUUAUGGGGCCCAGGAUGGGGCCAAAGAUGCUAAGAACUGGGAUGCCAUCUGUGAGACAUGAGCUGCAGCAUAGGGGAGGAUUUGGAGCUGCAGAUAACAUCCCCAGGCAUUCGGGCAAGAAAUGGACAGCCUACCUCUUAAUUAAGACCAUCCUUUUGUAUUGCCACGGUGUGGCAGGAAAGAGAGGCGGGCGCUUAGCCCAGAAAAACUUGGGCAGGAAGGGCCUCCUGUUACACAGUGCAAGUAAAUGGGCAGCUUCCUGCCAUGUUCUCAUCUUUCACCUGUAUCAUCAAGGUUGUGGCAGGUGAGGGAGGCGGGCAGUUAGCCCUGAGACAAGUGGGUGGGUCAACGAUUUGACCGGCCCCAGGAUGCCCACUUUUUACCAGUGGACAGGAGGAUUAAGGUUCAACCAGACUGACCAGCAGCACUGGUGUUGCGGGGGACUCCUGCUUGGGACACCCCUCUGAAUUUGGUUGGUGUUUGCGAGAGACGCACUGAAAUUAGAUUAAGGGUUCAAAAACAUAAAAGGGAUUGCUUUAGGACUAAGAGGAACAUGAGAAUAAAGAGGAUAAAGAAUGAUAAUGACAAGGCAGGUAAACAAUGGGAAGCACACACAAUAAUACCGAUGCAGUACUUUACUAAAUAUCACAAUCAGCUGGAAGGCCCAAAUGAAAUAACAGGAAAAUGGAAAAUGGCAUCAAGGAAGCAGACAGUUAAGAACAGGGCAGAAAAUUAUGGCAUCCAGAGGAUGAAACCAGUCUGUCAAUCCAAGGUGGUUCAAAUAGUUUGGAAGGUCACCUGGGACUGGGUUGUUCAGCACUAUUGCCUCUCACCCUCCAUGUGGAGCAGAGAUUACACUCACCAGUCUCUUAGAAUCGGAUGCAGCCAGGCACAGCUCUCCCACAACUCCAAUCAUAGCACCUUUGCCAGUGUAGUGAGAGAACAGCUGCUGAUGAGUCAGGCAGUUGUGUGAACUACCCGAGGCCAAAGUACCCUUUAUAGAACCUACCUGUACGGCAUGUAUCAAGAAUGGAAUCACCUUACUACGUCUUAGAGCUCAUCAUGUUGUGAGAAACUGGUUAUCAACUUUCAAUAUUGAGAUUGGGCGGUAGGCUCCACAUGUUAAACCUUUCUUUCACUUCUUGAGUAGACAAAUAGAUAAAGCUGUUCUUGCUUCUCUAGACAGAAUUCCAUUUUCAACUAUUUCACUGUACAUAGUUUAUAAUAAUUGUUGCCAGACUUCUCCGGAAAGUUUUCUAAAAUUCAGAUGGAAAACUGCCAGAGCUUUCCCCUCUCUAAGAAAUGCAGCACCUCCGUAACUUUCUGUAACGUGAUCUCCUUCUCUAGUUCAAUUGCUUGACAUAUUCAAAUCUAAUUCAUAUAGCUUCUAAUCUAAUACUGUAUUAUCAUUGGAGGUAAUUAUUGCAGAGAUCUGCUAUUUGAUGCCUCUGCCUAAAGUCUUCUAGCCAAUAACUUACCUGCCUUGUCACGCCACUCAUAGUCAUGUUAACUCUCUUGACCUGACAUGCAAUCCCAUGUCAAAAUGUUUAUGUAUCAUCACAAGAGACUUAUUCUGUCUGUCUGGAGCACUCUGAUUAGUUGUCUUGGCAGCCAAUCGCAAUGCUGAAACUGAAACAACCAAAAGUGCAGACAGAAUAAGACCAUUUCAGACAGAUAUGUAGACAACUUAGAGGUAGAACGAAGCACUGGGGCACUCUGCUGUGGAGUGGGUAGGGUCCGGCGAGGGCACGGAGGUGAGGGGGCAGGGUUGAGAGGUGGGGAAAUAAAGCAGUGAGGGGCCCGUUCCCUAUUUUUCCCCUCCAGAACCUGCCUGCCUCUCCUGCAGCCAGAGGGAGAGCUGCCAGUGGGAUCUGAGCUGCUGGGGGCCUCCAGUGCUUCCCUGCAUGGUGAUGGUGCCCCACAGGACUGCCGGGCCGGGUGUCAGCGGGUGGGUGCUGCCCAUGCAGUGCUGCCACCACAGCGGGAAGCACUGGAGUUCCCUGCAGCUCAGGGGCUGCAUGAACCACUGGCAGCUCACUCCUCAGCCACGGGAGAUGCAGGCAGGGACCGGGAGGAAAAAAAAUGAAGAUCAGGCCCCUCACUGUUUUUGUGGGGUUUUUUACUUGGCAGAGCCUGCCUGCAUGAGUUGCCACUGGGUCUUACAGCCCCUGAGCUGUAGGAGGGCCUUGUACUUCCCGCAGCGGUGGCAGACCCCCACUGGGCCGGCUGGGCAGGGUGCUAGCUGCUCGGGUGCAGCCCCAGCUCUCAGGCAGUAUCUGCCAGAACCAACGGUGCAUGCGGCGCUGGAAGCCUGGGUGUUUUCAGGGAAACUCAGGCUUGGUGGGCUUCCAGCACCCCGUGCACCGUCCCUGCCACCUUCCCACCACCUGGAACCACCCGGGAAUGGGCUGGCUGCCCCGGGAUGGUAGUGGGAUGGCAGCUGGGUGUGAUGGCAGCCAGAGAAGGUGUCAGGGAUGGGGUACGGGGCAGUGAAUACCCACCAAGCCCAAGCUUCCUCCAGCACCCUCAGGCUGCCAGCACCCCCAGGCUGCCAGCACCCCAUGUACCAUCCCCAUCGCCUCCUCCAGAUAGGGCCCUUGUACAUGUGAGGAAUAGCGCUGUAAUAUGUUAUGAAGAAAACUAAUACACAUGGGAUGUGUUUUACUUUGCUAUGUAAAAACUCAUUGAAAUCUUAACAUGCCACCGAACCUGUACAUCAUUACACAUUUAAAUGGUUAAAAAUGGGCAACGAAGCCACUUAAAUGGGCUAUUUCCUCACAUAUCCAAGAGCUGUUAGUCACGUAUACAAGGGCCCUCUUAUUCUAUGACUGUAACCAAGUCACAAGGUCAAACUUUUGACAAAAUAUGUGCUUGUAUUCCUAAGCCUGUGUUUACACAUGGACAGCUUUACGUAGCCAUUUGAAGGGUGAGAAUUUUUGAUUCUGUUAAAGUAUUCGGUCAAUCACUAUCCUAAAAUCCUGUAUUUAAAGUAAUAAUUUUGCAAUAAAAAUGUAAUCACAAA
This is a messenger RNA of Alligator mississippiensis (American alligator), 7417 nucleotides long. Its product is annotated as maestro heat-like repeat family member 5. Bases 1703 to 3247 code for a protein of 514 amino acids. The transcript is spliced from 11 exons. The record is from RefSeq and is a predicted model, not a curated record. Lineage: Eukaryota; Metazoa; Chordata; Crocodylia; Alligatoridae. Gene Ontology annotation, cellular component: cytoplasm.